Funneliformis mosseae is the source of this 714-nucleotide messenger RNA. The record is from the annotation of a GenBank genome assembly. Lineage: Eukaryota; Fungi; Glomeromycota; Glomeromycetes; Glomerales; Glomeraceae.
AUGUUGAUGGCAGGCACAGCAGUUACAACAGUUGUUACUGAAGCUAUUUUGGGUCCCAUUGCAUUUGGUGGAGUAGUGGCAGCAUUAGGAUUUACUGAAGCAGCUGGUUUAGGUAUUUGGGCAGUUAUUGCUGCUGGUUCUGAAGGUGGUAUUUUUGGUGGGUUUAUUGCUAAAGCAAUACUAAAGAUAUUAUCAAAUCAUGAAGGAUUAACAGAAUUGGAUAAUUUUUCCUUUCUUAAAGGGUUUGACUUAGCUCAGCAAAUUUCCCAAAACAGAAUCAAAAAUUUUGAAUUUAAACCGACCGACGAAGAUUUCACUCGCGACAUUGACUCUUCGAAUGAUUUAAGAUGUGGUAAAUUAUGUCUUGAAGGACUUGAAGGAUCAAAUUUUUUAUAUAAACAUUUAAUCGAAACUUACGGAAAUGAUUGUGUAACUUCGGAACAGGGAUAUUACUUUUUAAAUUUGAAUAAUCUUUGUUUUUCAAAAAGAAUUAAUGGUGUUAUCCUCCUUUUUAACAUACAGUCUCAUCCCAUAAAGGACGGGCACUUUAGUGUUGCUGGAGCUAUUUUGGGCCCCAUUGCAAUUUGUUGGGUAGUAAAAGCGUUAGGAUUCGGUGAAGCUGGUAUAGCGGCUGGUUCUAUUGCAGCAUGGAUGGUUCGCAAUUCGGUCGGAAUUGGCCUUCCCAAUAAGAAAAAAAAAAACAAGGAAAAUUGA